This is a messenger RNA of Beta vulgaris subsp. vulgaris (sugar beet), 1980 nucleotides long. Its product is annotated as protein PHLOEM PROTEIN 2-LIKE A10. The coding region runs from base 390 to 1730 and encodes 446 amino acids. The transcript has a single exon. The record is from RefSeq and is a predicted model, not a curated record. NCBI's taxonomy places the organism in Eukaryota, Viridiplantae, Streptophyta, Magnoliopsida, Caryophyllales, Amaranthaceae.
AAAAUAAAUACUCUGUAUUUCCUCUGUCAAAAAUUAUUAAUUUAUCAUACUAGAAGUUAAAACAAAUAAAAAAAAAAUCAAUAAUACUACCAAAAUCUGUUUCCCGCAGUUUUGGUAAGCUGAGAGCCUGAGACUUGAGAAAGCUUCUUUCUGCAAAUCUUUCAUUUUUCUUCAACGCCAUUUUCUCGUUAUCUGCGAUCUCUCUCUCUCUCUCUCUCCUCCGCUCUUCACAGGUUUCUUUCCUCUUUCUCUCUUCUUAGCUUGUUUAAUUGUUCUUUUUCUCUGAAACUUUGUUAUUUGACUUUUUCAAGAUUAUGUUGAUUUCCCUAUUAAUAAUAAUUCCCAAACCCUAGUUUUUUUCCCUAAAAAACAUUAAAAAUUUGGUUUGUAUGGAUUUGCAAUUGGUGAAUAAGGGUUUAGAUUUUACCCGUAAAAAGAAGAAAUGGGUUCUUCUUUUAGCAGCUUUUGGGUUAACUGGGUAUGGAGCUUAUAGGGUUUAUAAUUUACCAUCUGUUGCUACUAAAAGAAAGAAGAUUUAUAGAUUAUUUAGUGCCCUUGUUUCUAUAUUUGAGGCUGUUUCUGAUUCUGCUGAGACGGUUCAGAUUCUUUCCAAGGAUUUAAGGGAAUUUUUACAAUCAGAUUCUGAUGAAAUUCCUAAUAGUUUGAAGCAGUUUUCGAAAGUAGCUCAAUCCAAAGAGUUUUCUGAUUCUGUUGUUAAGGUUACUGCUGCUUUGACUCGGGGUGUGUUUAGGGGUUAUCAGGCUGAAACUUUGAGGGAUGUUGAUUCUAGGGGUGAUUCGUGUUCGGGCUUUUAUGAUCGCUUUAUGGAUAAGCUGUUGUCGGAGUCUGGCUCCGGUUUUGCUUCUGUGGUUAUUGGUAGUUUUGCUAGAAAUUUGGUGUUGGCAUUCUAUUCGAAUGAAGGGUUUGAUGGGGGAGUGAAUUCGGAUGCCCUGAAUCAGAAAAAUGUUGGUGGUUUGUCAAAUGGGCCUCAAUUGCCUGUAUGGGUUGAUGCGAUGUGUAGUGAUCGUUGCAGGGAUCUGAUUGGUGAAUGCAUACAGAAGUUUGUUAGCACUGCUGUGGCUGUUUAUCUUGACAAAACUAUGAACAUUAACACCUACGAUGAGUUGUUUGCUGGAUUGACAAAUCCCAAACAUGAUAAACAAGUGAAAGAUUUGUUGGUGUCAUUAUGCAAUGGAUCAAUUGAAUCCUUGGUUAAGACAUCUCAUCAGGUUCUUACAAGUUCAGAUUCUGGUGAAAAGGUAGGGCCUGAUUCUUCUGAUGUAUCUCACUUUGUUGUGACGCGUUCGAAGUCGGAUGUGGUUUCUAGAACUUUAUAUCCGGUGAUUGAUGAUAAGCAUAAUGUAAUAACUGUUAAACAGAAUGGAAAUGGACAAGGAAAGUUCCUGGAUUUGGGGGAAGGUCAGAAUUCAUCUAGUGGGAGUUGGAUGUCUACAAUGUCCUCUACCUUGGCUGUUCCAAGUAACAGAAAACUUGUCCUUGACGUCACCGGAAGAGUGACAUUUGAGACAGUGAGAUCGUUCCUGGAGUUUUUGCUUGAGAGACUGUUUGCCAACGUGAAGAGAAGUGUACAUGUUGUGAAAGAUGUUAUCACCAACACUGGCCUAGAAGUUGUAAGAUAUGUUACAGCAAAAUCUUACGUUGUUGCAAGUAUAUGUCUCUCACUCUGCUUACAUGUACUAGGCGGCCCUUGGGAAUUGAUGCCUGCUUGAGUUAGUAAGUCUCUUCCUAAGUAGCUAAAACUCAUCAUCUUUAGCAUAAACUCAGUGCUUUGUAUAUUUCUAUUUGAUAUAUUAAAUUAGCCCGACUAUCACAUGUUCAUUGUAAAUUUUUCAUGUCAACAAACACACCCUAGCUACUAUAUAGCGUUUCUUCUGAACUUGAAUUUUUUUAUCCGCCCAUUAUGCACCAUAUUGUAACCGUGAUGAAUACACAAAGCUAUAAACGCUGAAAUUCUAUGUA